CGAAAAUACCUUUUUCUUCAUUUUCACGCCAAGUUCAGCCUCAUCUAGCUGUGACACGCCUCGCAGCGAACUCAAUCGCCAUCCCGGGAAUCGACUACACCCUAUCCAACCAUUCUUGGCGUCGACUCGACCUUUGAAUUCAUUAUACCAGAGCACGCCUAGGAAAGAGCAAAGGAAUUUACGUCAAAUUGACUACUGGGUGAUAAUCUCACAAUGUCUUCACAACAAAGUCAAGGCCAAGGCGGCGGGAUGCCUCCUCAAACUGGACCUCCAUAUCUCCCAACGACCGCAGGCCUCGGCGGCAGGCCUACCCCAUCAGUUGACGAUCCAAUCAGCGGCGUGCUACUGGGCUUGUUUGUAACUGGUGCCGCCCUCAACAUGACCAUCUUCCAGUUGAACAGACGUCGCUCGCACAAGUUCAUCCUCUCGGCCCUUCUGUUCGGUUUCUGUAUGGCCCGAAUCAUCGCCAACGUCCUCCGCAUCGUGUGGGCUGCAUACCCGACCAACGCCCGAAUCGCCAUCGCAGCCCAGGUCUUUGCCAACGCCGGUGUUAUUCUACUAUUCGUCGUCAACUUGAUCUUUGCUCAACGCAUCCUCCGCGCCUAUCACCCGCAUAUUGGUUGGAGCAAGCCAGGCACACUCGUAUUCCGUUUCUUCUUUUUCAGCAUCGGCGCUAUGCUCGUCAUGCUGAUCGUCGCCGUCGUCUACAACUUUUACACCAUCGACCCCCACACCAAGCACCAGCUUCGUGAUGUUCAGCUCACUGCCAUUACUUAUCUCGCCAUUUUGGCCUUCCUUCCUUUGCUGACUAUCGCAAUCUGUCUCAUUCUCCCACGGAAGGCUCCUAUGGACAAGUUUGGUAAGGGUCGAAUGCGCACCAAGCUCGGCCUCCUUAUCUUCACCUCAACUCUGCUCACUUUGGGUGCUGCGUUCCGUGCUGGCGUCAGCUAUAAGAUCCGACCGGCUAACGACCCAGCCUGGUAUCACCACAAGGCCUGCUUCUACUGCUUCAACUAUGUCAUUGAGCUCAUUGUUGUCUUUUCGUACGCCCUGUCGCGGUUCGACCGACGUUUCCAUAUUCCCAAUGGCAGCAGCGGUCCCGGCGACUACUCGGGAAGUGUCAAGUCGGACAGCCCUAUGUAUCGUGUCUGCACCGAGGAGGAAGUCUUUGGUGACGAUGAGCGGCCACGAGCUGAGCGACGACGAGAGCAACAGCAAGAGCUGGAGGAAGGCCUGAAGCGCAAGGAGAACAACGAGAGUGUCUAAGGGUGGAACUUUUCAGGGUCUGUACAAGUUGAUAUUUUCCUUUGUUAUACCAAUCCGCGAUGGAAGAAAUAGGCAUCAUCUGCGGACACCGGGUUAGUAAUCGGAUGCAUACUGAUUAGAGUCAAGGAGAGAAUAAAAAGGGGACUGCGCACGGCACACAAACGGGUAUCUAGAUGGAUGAGUUACGAAACUUCUCACCACAAACUUAAUAAUGGACCAUCUCGCGAUUGCUCCAAAUCAAAUACAUUGUAUAAAUUCCUUGA
Molecule: messenger RNA, 1529 nt
Organism: Fusarium vanettenii 77-13-4
Lineage: Eukaryota; Fungi; Ascomycota; Sordariomycetes; Hypocreales; Nectriaceae
Exons: 2
Coding region: 214-1266 (350 amino acids)
Source: RefSeq, a predicted model, not a curated record